AUGGCCGAAGAUUCAGAACUAUGGGACAUCAUUUGUGAUGGUCCACAUGUUCCUAUGAAGAAGCUUGUAGAAACUGGACAAAUAGUGCCGAAAGACAGAAAGGAGUACAGUGAUAUUGACAUAAAAGUCGUAGAAAAGAACUAUUGCGCCAAGAAAAUCUUGAUGAAAAGAAAGAAAGACAUUGGAAGGAGAGAGCCAAAGAAGGAAAAGAACCUGGUACUCAAGGAUGAAAACAUUGACUCAAGUGAAGAAGAUAGUGAUAUGGCAUAUCUUACUAAAAGGUUUCAAAAGAUGGUUCAAAGGAAUGGUGGUAUACCAAAGAGGGGCAGUUCAACUAACCCAGUCAACAAUGAUCUCUGUCACAGGUACGGAAAGCCAGGGCAUUUCAUCAAAGACUGUCCACUUCUGAAACAGGAGCAAUACAAACAAAGCCCUGACAAAGUAGCAAAAAGGAACCCGAUUCCAGACAAACCAUUCAGUCGAAAAAGUGCAGCUGACAAUAUUGUGAAACAGGCUCUUGCCACUUGGGGAGACUUCUCCAGUGAAUCAGAAGGGGAACCAGAUGCAGAAAACAACUCCAUGAUGGCAGUGGAAACUGAAGAAACAAAAUAUGACUCAUUUUUCACGUUGAUGGCUUAG
Molecule: messenger RNA, 639 nt
Organism: Nicotiana tabacum (common tobacco)
Lineage: Eukaryota; Viridiplantae; Streptophyta; Magnoliopsida; Solanales; Solanaceae
Source: RefSeq, a predicted model, not a curated record